UAUGGAUCGUCGAGACUUCGAGGCGUGGAACAUUUCGAUUGUCCAGGCUUCACCGGCAAAAUCCCUCCAAGUGAUGCUAUACCAGAACUCACCAUCCCAUGCCCGCCAGAGGAGAGAUUAAAGUAAGGCGGAGAGGAAAGAAGAAGAGGGAGGAGAGUUGGGUACAGUACCGUAUGUAUGUCAGUAUCUAUCUGUCUGGUGAUUUGACCGUGAUCGUGAGGGUGAUCGUGAGGGUGGAUCACCAACUAACUGACGGACGGUCGCUGGCUCUAGCUCUGGCUGUCGAGGUUCAGUUCGUGGCUGUACUGUACGAGGACUCACACUCACACUCAGACUCAAAGAGACUCGGCGGUUCCUGUCUGAUAGAUCCACAAUGCCUCUGGCCUCUGGGCCUUUCUUCCCCCCUCUGGUCCUGUAGGUCCUGUAGGUCCUGUAUUUACCCAUGAGAAUGUAUUUGCCGGGAGGCUACUUUUCUCGCUAUUCGGGCCUACUCUUAUCCAAUCGCCGUGCGCUCCUUCUUCGCCCACCCCAAUUCCGUUCCACUCCACCAUCCACCAUCCACCAUCCAUCCCAUCGUCCAAACUACCACGACCACCACCACCAGAACGAGUCUGCGAAGUCUGUACUGCCUUCUCCUCUACUCCCCCACGACUUCGACCCAUCUCGACGACCUCCAAGAGUCCUCACGCAGCAUUCAGACAUUCGCACUCCUCGACCCCUUACGAAUCCGCGCACUUCCCGGACGCUGUCGUCGACCUGGUCAGAUACCCCCCAGGGCCCAUUGAGCAUCCCGCCUGAAUUCGAUCGCGUUUGCAUUGCUCCCCAUUACUCUCGCAUCUUCCUCCCCUUCGAAUCCGAAGUCACACGCUUUGACGAUUCAAACUCCCUCGCCCUGACACUUCACCACCACAGCGACCGCCCGUCCUCGUUCUCUGCUCAUGGGCCUGGAGAUCCUAAUCUAAGUUUGGGGCAAGCCGCCAUCGUCUCCUUCUCCGUUUGACUUUGGCCGUGUAGCCGGCAGUUCAAUGAUGCAUAAGCAUCAAACGUACGACCACGAUUCUCAAUUCCUCCUUGCCCUCUGCGCAACGUUGAGCGUUCCC
Mollisia scopiformis is the source of this 1100-nucleotide messenger RNA. RefSeq lists its product as uncharacterized. Bases 443 to 1000 code for a protein of 185 amino acids. NCBI's taxonomy places the organism in Eukaryota, Fungi, Ascomycota, Leotiomycetes, Helotiales, Mollisiaceae. The record is from RefSeq and is a predicted model, not a curated record. The transcript has a single exon.